Musca domestica (house fly) is the source of this 4952-nucleotide messenger RNA. RefSeq lists its product as uncharacterized. The transcript is spliced from 5 exons. Lineage: Eukaryota; Metazoa; Arthropoda; Insecta; Diptera; Muscidae. The record is from RefSeq and is a predicted model, not a curated record. Gene Ontology annotation, biological process: regulation of gene expression. Bases 426 to 3812 code for a protein of 1128 amino acids. Gene Ontology annotation, cellular component: nucleus.
UUGUUUGUUGGUUCUCAAGAGUGUUGUGUGUCGUGUUUUGAUAUCACGGAAUCUGUCUAUGCGUUACCGUUAGCCGGUCAAAAAACUUUGUUGUAAUUAUUUGUGUUACGCCUCUUCUUCCCCACAUCACUAUCAAAUCAACCUUCCUUGGAGGCCGAAGCCAAAAAAUUCUCCAACGCACAUUGCCAUUAUCAACUAACUCCCUUUCCAAGCAUUUCGCAUUGAUGACAGCCCCAAACCAGGACCUGUAAUGUGUUGGAGCCUUUGCUGGUAGCUUUUACCUUGACUCAACCCACAGUAUGGACAUUAAAUGAAGUAUUGGACUGCACUUAACUCUAUUCAUGUUUUCCUAACUACAUUCGCAUUUGAAGAUAUCCACACAUUAUUAAAAUCCACAAAUAAUUUGGCAUCAACAACUCUAGAAUAUGACUGAAGUUGAUGUUUCUAUGCCGGAAGGUUCAGGUUUAUCAUCAGCGGCUAACCUACAACAUCCUGAGACACAUUCAAGUGGCAGCCACGAAAAUGGGAGUCUUACGAACACAGCAAACGAUAGCUCCAACACUAACACAACUCAGACCACUGGAGUCAAACUAAAUCAGAAUAGUGGCAAAGAUGAAAGCAUGGAAGUAGAUGGUGUUGACACGGAGGAAGACGAUUCACAGAUAACCUCUUCAACAGAAAAUGGAGAGGGGGGUAAUGCGGGAAACGACCGGGCCGAUCGUGACGAAAAUAGUAAUAACAGUAAACCAGAAAUACCUUCGAAGACCUCGGCCAACGUGAAUGAGGAUUCGUCAAAUGCCUGUGAAAGUAUAUCACAGAAUUGUGAUAGUGUAAAUAGUUCGGAUGCAGGAAAAACACAUUCUUCAAAUCAUGUUCGAGAUUCAGACAACGACACAAAUACCAAUGACAGUCAUCCCGUAUCAAAGACACAACACAGCGAAGAUGGCGAGGGCGCUAUUAGUGCAGAUGGGUCGGCUAAUCAUGUCGACGACACUUCCAAUGAUAAUUCCAACCACACAAAUCCCGAUCCCUUGGCUGUACCGAAUUCAAAACAAAGCCAGAAUGGGUCAGCGUCGGCGGAGGAGAAACAAUCUGAUGGUGUUGUAGAUUUGGGCGAUGAUUCAGAUGUUGAAAUGUCUGAAACCUCAAACAUCAAAGACUCGCAAAGCAAAGAGAAACCUCCACAAGCACAAGACUCAGAUGGUGCUGUUGUCAUCGGUUCUGAUUCAGAAAACGAAAGUGAAAAACCGGCUAAUACAUCCACAGCUGCUACGGCGCUUCCUUCUAAGCCAUCUGAGGCAGCACCGAAGGCACCCGCAGUAGUUGAAGACGAUGACGACGAUGAUGAUUGUGUGGUAAUAGAAGACGAUAGUCCGCCGCCAGCACCGAAUGAUCUCUCGAAACGUAAGCUGGAUGCUACUGGUGGCCAGGACGAUUUAUCUCAGCCUCCCAACAAACGGCAACGUAACAGUCUAACACCAACUCAAGGUCAGUUGAGUAUAAAAGACGCUCGGUCCUUGAUGGGACCGGCGGCGGAUACAACAACUAAAAACGCAAUUGUAUAUCCUGUAAAUAUAACACCCGCCUCCCCUGUAACUGGGCCACCAAAACUUGUACCCGUUGGAGCACCCAUUGCGGCAGCAUCUGGUGCGACAGCUUCGUCUAUACCAGGUUUGCCGGUUAUGCCCGGCAUGAAUAACACAACCAAUGCCAAUUGUUUGCCCGGCCUGACUGACGAUAUGUUUGUUUUAGAGGCCCCCUCGUUCAUAGUUCCGUAUAUCUAUGAGAAACCUCCCUCUGACCAAAUAAAAAAUGUCGUCAAAGAGUUGGAAGACAAAUUUGCCUUUACAAAAGAAGACUUGGCAGGAGUUGACAAAACAGAUGAGUUCGACAUGAUGACCGAGCAGAACAAGGAAGAUCGGGAAGAAAAAAGUGCCAAAAAGAAGAAACGAGGGCAAGGUGAUGAUGACUCAUGGUCUGAGGAAGAGGAAGAUUCGGAGGAGGACGACGAUGACGACUCUGAGUCGGGCGUACGUACAAAAGUCCUAAUAAAGGAAGCGUCAGAUGACAUAUCCGCCCUAAAAGGAGCUAUAAAACCGGCGGCUGCGGUGGCAGCAACAGGCACCAAUUCAAGUGUACCUGCUAAACCUGGCCAGGAGAACUACUUCGAGAGUCCUCUGGGUAAAUUUUUCAUGGACAUUGGUGUCGGUUUAGUUCAAGAAUAUGUACAGAACGACCUAAUACGUCUGCAGAAGCGAAAAAUGCGCAAGAGUCUGGGUCGCAAUACGGGUGAAUUCGAAAAGGCAAUUGCCGCACUCACAGCUAACAUGGAGGCCUCAAAGAAAAAGAACGCUCCAUUCAAGUUCAAUAUGAAACGCUGUGAAUUCUGUAACUUCAAAUCGGAAUCCGCACUUGCCAUGGCAAACCAUUACGAGACGCCUCAUAUGAAUGGAGCCAUGUACAAGUGUAACUUCUGUAUUUUCGAAAUACGUAAUGCCACAGAAAUUGUUUACCACAUGGAAGCUGUUCACAACAUCAAGGCUCGUCUCAUCAAACCCUUGCCCUAUCAUCAAUGUCCUAAUUGUGGAUUCGAAGACAACGGCAAAGCGAAACUGGCCCGCCAUCAGCCCGUGUGUGCAAAGAAAUUCCGACCUGAAAUCAAUUUGGCUCCACCAAACGAUUGGGAAGCGCCUGCUAAAAUUCCCCGCAUUAAGCCAAGACAUGGACUGGUUGGAACUGCCACGGCUUACCAAGCUAUGGCUGCACAGGCUGCAGCUCAAAAAGCAGCCUUGGCUACUAUACAACAACAGCAGCAGGCUAGAAAUAUGCAAGCAGCAGCACUGGCAGCCCAGACUGCUGCAGCCAACAAGCUUAGAGGACGUUCUCCACAAAUGCCCGUGGGCAAUAAAAACAUGCCACCAUCAACGGGAGCUAUGAUUCGUGCCGCCAAUCAAGUUCGAAAUCCUGCAGCUACAAAUGUUGUUUUGCCCAACAACUAUCAGCUAGGAAAUAUUACAGGACAAAUUCUAGCUGGCAACGCAGCAUCGUCGAAAAAGCAGCUCAGCACGGGUCAACCUAGCAUUUCCAUAACGCCACUACCUCGUCAAACAGCUGGUGCGACAUCCCAGUCGCCAACUACCAGUAAGGUACCACCACCUGGUAUGAAACCGGGCCAGAAUCCGGCUGGUGGUAAGGCUCAAUUUGUUAUAUGCGAGAUAUGUGAUGGAUAUAUCAAGGAUUUAGAACAAUUGCGUAAUCACAUGCAGUGGAUGCACAAAGUCAAAAUUCACCCCAAGAUGAUUUACAAUAGACCCCCACUAAAUUGCCAAAAGUGUCAGUUCAGAUUCUUCACAGACCAGGGUUUAGAACGCCACUUGUUGGGCUCUCAUGGUUUGGUGACAAGCUCUAUGCAAGAGGCCGCUAAUAAGGGCAAGGACGCAGGAAGAUGUCCUGUUUGCGGUAGAAUGUAUCAAUGGAAGCUAUUAAACCACGUGUCACGAGACCAUCACAUGACUCUGAAACCAGCACAUUUAUCCUACAAAUGUACCGUUUGUACGGCCACGUUUGGCAUGUACAAGCAGUUCGAGACGCAUGUCUAUACUGCACACAGUACCGUGGCCAAAAAGGCUAUGGAUGGCAAAAAGAACUCACCAGCUACAAAUUCAUCGGCAGGUGUUAGCGGGCGUAAUAGUUUAUCAGCAGCAAAUGAUUCACUUUUGAAACCAUUAAAAAUAAAUGAUGAAAUCACAAUUAUACCACAACCUGCAUCAAAAUCGCGCAUUUCAAACAUGGAUACUCAUGUUAUUGAUUAAAUGUCUCUAUUAAAAUAUGGUCAAGAAAAAGAUAUACACACCGAAAAUGUGUUGGCGACGUAGCAGCCUGUAUGACUUUGUUCAAUGCUAGACUUGGACCGCAGCACACUAUACUUUAGAGAAUCAACUGGAAAUCUGGUUUUAUGUUUAAACAAUAGUUUUAACAAGUCCAUGCAAAAGUGCUGGGACAUUCAACGAUUAGAGAGGCUGCUGUGUAAAAUAUUUAUAAAUAAUUACAGAAUUUUUCUGGCCCAUAGUCAACCCAAAAUGACAUAAACCCGACAAACAUAUUUGUUGGUAUUUCCUCCUAUUCUCCAUUGACUUAAUUUUUGUCUCAUUGCCAAUAUUAACACCCUACCGGAUCUUUUGUUUCUACUUAACUUUCCAUUUUUAUUUACAUUCUAUUUAAGCACAUGCUACUACAAUAAUAAUGAAUUUCAGAUUCGAAACCCACCCUUUGUUUCUCUUUUUCUUUGCCAUUUUCUUUUAAUUGGAGCGGAGGAGAAAUGAACAACAAACAAACACAGUAAUUACAAAUUUCAAACAUAAAAAAGUUACAAAACCACAAGUGGUACUUGUAUAUUAGUUAAAUACCUAAUAAGCAUAGAACAGUAGACUAUAUAAGCAACAAACUAAAAUGGCAAAUAAAACAAUAAACUCAACAAAAUUGCAUAUAUUGGAUAAAAGAAAAACAAGCGUUUGAUUAAGUAUCGUGCAUUUGGUUAGCGAAACAUAUUCGGAACAAGCAACACAAAAAGCCACACCCACUCUUCUGCAUCUUCAAAAUGUAUUAUCAUAUGAGAAUGCACGUAUCCUCUUCUAAUUUGUAAUCAAUUAUGAAUAUUACAUAUAAAUAUAUAAAAAAAAACUGAGAGAUAGUAUACAUACAUAUAUAUAUCUAUAUACGAAUGAUAAGAGACAAUUCUUUGAAAAUGUGAAACAAAACAUCUUUAGAAUAUUCAUAAAGAAACAAAAAUAACACAUUUAAGUAAAAAUAUAAGGUAUACACACUAAAGGUAAACAAUUUAUAAUUAUAUUACACAUAAUUUAUAUUAUUUUUAAUUUUGAGUAAAUAAAUGAAAAAAAAACUUCUUAUUAAUACUAUAAAUAAUAUAAUAAAUGCAAACAUUUUAAAACUUA